CGCCUCUCUCAUCGCAGUAAAGAGAUCUUUUGCUCAUACCCUACAAAUACACUGAUGUUUGUGCGUCUUUGCAAAGCGAGCACCAGUUACGAGGAAACUUGUGUUAUUGUGUGAAAGGCUGAAAGUACGGGUUUUCGUGUUUGGCGAGGUCACAAGAAAUGGGGAAAAUGGAACAAACGCUACCCCAGUUCCUGAUGUUCAUCAUUCUUAUUGGCUGGACUCAGGGACAAAAAAACGCUAUAAAGUAUUACAGCUCCUCCUAUGGGAUUACGUGUGAUGACACCUGUGGCAAGCAUGAAAAAUACUACUACUGGUGCUACACUAAAAAUGGAUGGGAUUAUUGCUCACCAGAAGAGAAUACAGAUUACACGGGCCAGCCAUGUCGAGAGGACCAUCCCUGUGGGAAGUAUGGCAAAUCUUACCGUUGGUGCUAUACUAAGGGUGACAACUGGGGUUACUGUGGUUUAUUGAGAAAUACUUCAGAACCAAAGACCAGGUUGUAUAAAGGUUCGUCCCUUAUGAGUGUGUGCUGGGAUGCAUGUUUGUAUGAUGAGAGAAAGAAAUACUACUGGUGUCACACGGAUGAAGGGUGGGACUACUGCUCUCCACUACCUGAUGUCACGUACAAGAAUGAGCCAUGCCGCUUGGACCACUAUUGUGGCACUCACGACUCCGGUUACACCUGGUGCUUCACAAACUCAGGUUAUGACUACUGCGGACGCAUCAGCGAUGGAGAAUGCACGUAUAUCACCCCUGAAAUUAAUAAAAAAGACACUAAUACUGUGAUAUCCUGCACAUGGAAGGAUGCAAAGAAUGAAAAACAGAUCAAGUUCAACCUUGAGCCAGAGUUUACAAUAUCUAGUGAAGGUUCCACCUGGAAGAACGAGAUAAUCAACUUCAUUGCACGCUGGAAAAAUACCUACUUGAACCCACAGGACAGUUCCAAGCUGAUCACCUCAGACAACCUCAGGUUUGAGGUACAGAAGCUGGUGAAUGAAGAAGGUGAGCAAUACUAUAACCUGCAAAUCGUGGUGAAUGUACACGCCCAGAGUGGGAGGAGCACCAAACUGGCCCAGGUGCACAUACCGGAGUACAGCGUUCCAGACAGGUUUGUCCAAUUGGCCUUUGUGGAGAGCUUCUGGCGUCACGCCAGGAUUUCUUUGAAAAUUAAUGAGAGUGUAUACAGUUAAUAUGAAGUGAUGUGCCAAGGUUUUUGUGGACGUGAGCGAUAAUAGCUUUAUUUUAGAAACUAACAUAAUCUGUUGAUUCUCAGCUAAUGAUUACCUAUAUCCCAUUAUAUCUAAAAUGAAGCUUGCUUAUGCACCAUUGAUGUCGUUUAACAAGGUUUAUAAUGAACUUCUGCUAGCUACCUGAAGCUACAGACCCACCUAGCAUGCUUCUUCAUGAGUAUAUUUGAUUCACUGAAGACUGGUGGCACACAGACAUUGUGAAUGAUAAUUGAGCUAAAAGAGUAUUGUAGCUUCUGAUCAUGAAAAUCCUCCUCUAUAAAUGUUUGUGUGAGUACAGCUGAUUAAAAUGUGCAUCGCUACACUGAUGACAUUAACUACAUACAAUUCAUGUUUUAGCUCGCUUCAAGCAACAGAGAAAUGUACCUGAUUAUAGAAGUCAAAUAAAAACGCAUUUAAAUUUCUAUAUCAUUACUUUGUAAUAAAAUGAGAUGAGCGUCUA
Ictalurus punctatus (channel catfish) is the source of this 1689-nucleotide messenger RNA. RefSeq lists its product as uncharacterized. The record is from RefSeq and is a predicted model, not a curated record. NCBI's taxonomy places the organism in Eukaryota, Metazoa, Chordata, Actinopteri, Siluriformes, Ictaluridae. The coding region runs from base 159 to 1190 and encodes 343 amino acids. The transcript is spliced from 3 exons.